Messenger RNA from Mytilus trossulus (common blue mussel), 2624 nucleotides. RefSeq names its product alpha-N-acetylgalactosaminidase-like. The record is from RefSeq and is a predicted model, not a curated record. The transcript is spliced from 8 exons. Gene Ontology annotation, biological process: oligosaccharide metabolic process; glycoside catabolic process. Gene Ontology annotation, cellular component: cytoplasm. Gene Ontology annotation, molecular function: alpha-galactosidase activity. NCBI's taxonomy places the organism in Eukaryota, Metazoa, Mollusca, Bivalvia, Mytilida, Mytilidae. The coding region runs from base 39 to 1262 and encodes 407 amino acids.
GUUUUGUUACAUAAUUAAGCUCAGUCAAUCAUUUGUCAAUGUUGAUAGUUUUGAUAGUUUCCUUAUUGUGUCCAUGUAUUUGGUCACUAGAUAAUGGAUUGGCUUUAACACCACCUUUAGGAUGGCUGACCUGGGAAAGAUUCAGAUGCCAAACUAACUGUAAAGAGUUCCCUAAAAAUUGUAUUGGGGAAACAUUAAUUAAGGAGAUGGCUGAUGUUAUGGUAUCUGAUGGUUACAAGGACGCUGGUUAUGAAUACAUUAUCAUAGAUGAUUGUUGGCCAGCAUCUAAGAGGACCUCAGCAGGCAGACUACAAGGAGACCCUGAAAGAUUUCCAAAUGGCAUGAAAGCUCUAGCUGACUAUAUACAUUCCAAGGGACUAAAGUUUGGCAUCUAUGAAGAUUUUGGAAAGAAGACAUGUGCCGGUUAUCCUGGCAGUGAAUUUUACAUGAAGAUGGAUUCUCAGACGUUUGCUGAUUGGGGUGUAGAUUUUGUAAAAUUUGAUCAGUGUAAUGCUGACCCUCAUGACAUGAAGUAUGGUUAUCCAGUGAUGGAGUUUUUUAUGAAUAAAACAGGAAGACCAAUGGUGUUUGCUUGUGAAUGGCCUUUGAACAAUUUAGUUAAGAAAAUAAAGCCUGAUUUUGCUGCCAUCAGAAAGACUUGUAAUAUGUGGAGGAAUUACAAUGAUAUAGAGGAUUCCUUUGAUAGUGUACUUAGUAUCAUUAAUUACUGGGCUAAAGAUUCAUACAACAUGUCAUCAUACGCUGGACCAGGGGGAUGGAAUGAUCCAGACGAGAUUAUCGUAGGAGACUUUGGUUUAAGCCAUGACCAAGAGAGGGUCCAGAUGGGGAUGUGGUGUAUGUUUUCCGCUCCAUUACUCCUGUCAAAUGAUCUGAGGAACAUCAGGAACAGUUCUAAAGCUCUGAUAUUAAACAAGAGACUCUUAGCUAUCAACCAAGAUCCAUUAGGAAUACAAGCCAAAGCAUUCAAUCUGGGCUAUGUACAAGUUUGGACCAGACCUAUUCUCCCUCUAGGAAGUAAGGCUGUAGCUGUACUGUUUGUGACUGACCAUUAUCCCGGUAAAGGUGGCAAUUACAUCAAAGUUACAUACCCACUGUCAAUGUAUGGAAUAACUGAUGGAAAACAAUAUAAUAUCACAGAAGUCUUUGAUGGUCACAGUAUGGGGACACAUAAUACAUCAUCUAUAAUUACAUUUAAUGUUAAUCCUACUGGUAUAUUUAUGUUUACAGUGAAACCUGUAUGAACAUCUUAUAUUGUUUAAUAUCUUACCAUCUUAAAAGCAUAUGAUAAUGGUUAUAUGUAGAAAUUAUACUGAAUUGCUGGGUAAUUACAAAACUAUUACAUUGGUUGUUGUCUCUUUGACACAUUCCCCAUUUCCAUUCUCAAUUUUACAUCUAAAAAUAAAUAUCAUGGCAGAUUACUAUAAAUAUAUAUAUAUGCCAUUAUUUAUUCUUGUAUUUAAAUUUUAAAUUUUCUUUCACUCAGCAUUAAGUGGAACCAAAGGAAUCUAUGGAAUCUCAUAGUUUUGUCUAUACAUGGCACAUGUGCCACAACCUGUUGAAACCAGGAAAGAUAAUCUCAAAAUAUGUUUAAAUUUUUUUAAGUCUUUGCAUGGUAUUAUGAUAAAUUCCAAAUAAAUACAUUCCUGUUAAGAUUUUGUUUAGGCUCUGCCCAUGCGUUAUGUCAUCACAUAUCAUUACAGCUUUUCAAAACUAUCUAGUUAAAUGGAUGAGUUGUAGACUGUUGCUUUUCUUCAUCAGUUUGGCAUGGUUUUAUAUGAUUCUCUUGGAAUUAAGUUUACAUUAAAUGUUGUUAAAACAUUCCUGGCAAGUUCAAUUACUACUAGAAACGUUUUAAUGCCUAUUGCUAUGUGUAAAGUUAAGGAUAUCAGUGUAAGCUGUCAGAUCAGAAUAUGCAUGGAAUAUUUACUUCUAGACAUUAAGCAAUUGACAAUCUAUCAGUUAGAAGAGUUUUUUUUUAAGUGUGUUGAUGAGAUUACAGUAUAGUUUUAUAACUUUUACAUUCCUUUGCAUAAUAUAUGGAUAUGAAAUCUCUAUUUAUGAUAUUAAUGUUUUUAAUAACUGAUAAACUGAUGAAGGGAGCUUACAUCUAUAGAUAUAAGCACCUAAAUAAAGUUUUUCAAGAAAAUUGGUGGUGUUUUUGUGUUAAUGUUUGUGUUGAGGAUGAUGAACAAAAAGGAUGGACAGACAACAGUAUACCAUAAUACAUACCAUCUUUUAAAUACUUAUGUAUAAUAAUCGAUUGACUAUUUUCUAAAAGGAUAACAUCAAAAGGCCAAUUCUUGCCCCAACAAAAUGACAUUUAUUUUCAUAAAAGUAUUGGGUUUUUGGUUUUUUUUUUUAAAUGUGAUAUGUAUCUCAUGUUCAGAAUUAAUCCUUUUAAAAAGUUGUAUCCAUAAAUGGCACAUAAGUUUUCUAUGUUAUUUUGAAUUCCAUGUUUAUAUUUGUUUAUUUAUAGUCAAUAUUAUUUGAAACUCUUUAUUUUUAUAUUAUUUCACUUUUUUUAUUUAUUUUAUACUGACAUGUUUAUGUAAUAUUUCUAUUCACAAAAAAAUGUACUCUGAAUAAAGAUUUGUAUAAAGUGC